Messenger RNA from Glycine soja, 1063 nucleotides. Its product is annotated as cytochrome c-type biogenesis CcmH-like mitochondrial protein. The transcript is spliced from 4 exons. Bases 134 to 613 code for a protein of 159 amino acids. NCBI's taxonomy places the organism in Eukaryota, Viridiplantae, Streptophyta, Magnoliopsida, Fabales, Fabaceae. The record is from RefSeq and is a predicted model, not a curated record.
UAAACAUUUACUGUCAAAAUUACUUUUCGUUUUCAUCUCUAGAGGAGAGGAUUUGUUUUCUCUGCUGAAAUCUGUGCAUCCAAACUGUUCGACAAAAUGAAUGAACGAACUCGUCGCAUUAGUCAUGGUUUGAAUGGCGAGUGAGGAUGAUGCAGUGAAGAAGGCAAUGAUAGUAGAUGCUCGUGCAAGAAACAUUAGUCAUAAUGUGAGGUGCACGGAGUGUGGGAGUCAAUCCAUUGAGGAUUCUCAAGCAGACAUUGCCAUUUUGCUCAGGAAGUUAAUUCGUGAUGAAAUUCAAUCUGGAAAGACUGACAAGGACAUCUACAAAAAGCUUGAGGACGAAUUUGGAGAGACUGUACUCUAUACGCCCAAGUUUGAUAUGCAGACAGCAGCUUUGUGGUUAUUACCGCUCUUAAUUGCAGGUUCAGCUGCAGGAGUAUGGGCUUACAACAGGCAUAAACAAAAGACUAAUGUCCACAUCAUGGCUUUGAACCUUGUUAGAGGUGUUCCAUUGACCCCAAAAGAGAAGGAAACAAUGCUUGAUAUUCUUACACCACCUCGUUCCCAGGGAGUUAGGACACCCUUCUGGUGGAGGAGAUGGCUAGGUCAAUGAUCACGUUGACUAUCUACUAUUUUGGCUUUAGCCUACAAAGAUAGCGAAACUUCCAUGUGGUACAUGUUUGUGAUUAUACUAGUUUCAGUCUUAUGCUAAUGCACAAUUUUUCAAGCCUGGUAUUUUAGUUUUAUUUGUCAACGCCCAAGCUUGGUGCAGAUAUAGUACAUGCUAAGAAUUAGCUGGAUUUCAUUGCUAAAGUUCCAUACCAAUCCCUAAAGUCUUCUGUAUUCGAGUCUUGACAUCCAGGAUUUCUGGCAUUAUGAUGUAUUUCUAAUGUUAAUGUAGGAUGUCUUUUUAAAAUUCUAUUGGUUGUGGGUUUAUGAGAAGAUUUACAUCAAGAAAUAGUUCGUAUGAGUGAAGAACCAUUUGAACCAAUGCCAUAAGGACAAAAAUGUGUUUAAAUGUAUUUUUAUUUGCGUAUUAAACUAUUGUGAUUAACGCAGAGAA